AUGCGUGAACCCAACUUCAGCUUCCCGGCUCAACACCGAGCCGCUGUGGUCAUUACGUCUUCAAUGUAUGAUCGACGAGCAUUGGAUUGUACCGCCACUCUACCGCUGGUCAAUUCACUUACCCAUCUUGCAUAUAUGACGUCGACAUCCCCACGUAUACGAGAGAUAUUAUCAUCAGAUGGAGGCAUGGAACGGUUGAUCAAGAUUUUGGCUACUUGUCAACACACCGAUAAGCAUUCAUUGUGGAAAUGGUCGUUAGCGUUUCAAUGCGUGGUGAAUGUGGGGGUCCGCGGCACUGAAGCUAUCCGUACCCGUGUGGUGGACGCUGGAGCGGUCCAUAUUGUGCUUGUUAUUCUGGAGAACUUUUUGAAAGCGUUGGAACGAGCGAAAAUGGACAAGGAACAAGAACAUAAACAGAUUCAAAACCUUCGUGAAGCAACAGCUUUGACGCUUCCCACCAUGCCUCUGCAGCCACCACAAACGAGAUCGACACCUAUCACCCCUUCACGGAGAUUUUUCGGCCAGUUUCCCUCCCCUGUGAAUACCACCACCAUCUCGUCUUCUUCACCAGAAACCAAUGUUUCAUUAUUCACCACGCCCAAGCGAUAUACCUUUCUCACUCGCACCCUCAAAACCAAGCCCAAACAUCACCCGUCGCCACUGCUUACUGUGCCAUUUUUCGAUGAACUCAGUACGGAAGCAAUUUUGCAUCGCGAAGAAGAUGUCUUGCUAUCCCUCCAGUUGCUGGCUUAUCUGUCAAAAUAUGCUCAUAUACGUCACACUUUCCAUCACAACUACCAUCGCAACGUUUUCUCUGUCGUAGAACGAUUUACCCAUCGUUUACAUCCCGCGGCCAUCGUGUACUGGGCCGGAGUCAUCAUGCGAAACGCAUGCAGAAAGGACGAAACUCGUGGUGGCAUUCGACAGUGUGCCAAUAUGCUUUGUGGCAAAUGGGAACGCUUCCCAAGAGAAUUCGCCAAAUGCCGUCGAUGUCGCAAAGCCAAAUAUUGUUCAAAACCAUGUCAGUCCAAAGCGUGGGCUGAUGGUCAUCGGUGGUGGUGUGUAGAACGUAUCCAUUCAAGUCAGCCUCCUACAGCAACCACGACUUCAGCUACCGUGGCGGCGGCGGCGGCUGCUGUGGUGGCAGGCGAUCCUCAACCGGCCCCUCCAGUGGAUCAAGUGGUGUCAUUGGAUGAUACACGAACGCCUGAUGCGGUGGCUAUUACGAUUGAUAAUCACGACGGGAAUAUCCCUGUGGAAGAGGUCAAUACCACGCCCAAUAAUAUGCACCGUCGUUCUUCUCUGCAGCUUGAUGCAGCUAAUCUUCAUUCACCCAAUAACAAUGACCACGGCAACAUGGUCGAUCGGCCGCGUCAAGAAUCUCUACUGUUUUACCGUCAACGAAGGCGAAAUUCUCGAUCGGCGCGUAGUUUGGCCUCUGGAUCGUCGACAGAAGUGGAAGCAGAAAAUGAAACGAGUCGAGAUCGAGGGCGCGAUUUCAUGGAUACCGAUUGA
Messenger RNA from Radiomyces spectabilis, 1515 nucleotides. RefSeq lists its product as uncharacterized. NCBI's taxonomy places the organism in Eukaryota, Fungi, Mucoromycota, Mucoromycetes, Mucorales, Radiomycetaceae. Gene Ontology annotation, cellular component: MUB1-RAD6-UBR2 ubiquitin ligase complex. The transcript is spliced from 2 exons. The record is from RefSeq and is a predicted model, not a curated record. The coding region runs from base 1 to 1515 and encodes 504 amino acids. Gene Ontology annotation, biological process: ubiquitin-dependent protein catabolic process; establishment or maintenance of cell polarity.